AUGCAGCACAAAGCUCGCAGGCUCGAGCUGCGCCGCGGCUACGCGACCGACGCCCGCUCCCCGGCCUCCACCACACCCAAACCUCCCUCAGACCCAGCGCCCUCGGACACAACCCCCCCAGACACACCCUCAGACCCGCCUCCCACCCCCUCCCCGCACCUCCCCCACCUCACCCCCACCGGCUCCGCCCACAUGGUCCACAUAACCCACAAACCCAGCACCUCGCGCCGCGCCAUCGCCGUCGGCACCGUGUACUUCUCGAACCCAACCCCCUUAUCACUAAUCCGCGCCAACGCGCUGAAAAAGGGCGACGUGCUGGGCGUGUCGCGCAUCGCGGGCAUCAUGGCCGCGAAGAAGUGUCCCGAGAUCGUGCCGCUGUGCCAUCCCAUUGCGCUGAGCGGGGUCGGGGUGGAGCUGCGGACCAAGUCCCCAGAUGAUAUGGCCCACGGCGGCGUGCAAGUCGAGUGCGAGGUCGCGUGCGCCGGCGCCACGGGCGUUGAGAUGGAGGCCCUUACUGCGGUUAUGGGCGCUGCGCUGAGUGUGGUGGAUAUGUGUAAGGCGGUCGAUCGGUUCCAGCGGAUUGGCGAUGUGCGCGUGGUGAGGAAGGAGGGCGGGAAGAGCGGGGUGUGGGCUGAGGAGGGGUGGCGGUCGUGGAGGGUGUGA
Boeremia exigua is the source of this 663-nucleotide messenger RNA. Its product is annotated as Molybdopterin cofactor biosynthesis C domain-containing protein. The transcript has 2 exons. Gene Ontology annotation, biological process: Mo-molybdopterin cofactor biosynthetic process. NCBI's taxonomy places the organism in Eukaryota, Fungi, Ascomycota, Dothideomycetes, Pleosporales, Didymellaceae. The record is from RefSeq and is a predicted model, not a curated record. The coding region runs from base 1 to 663 and encodes 220 amino acids.